This is a messenger RNA of Rosa chinensis, 811 nucleotides long. Its product is annotated as WAT1-related protein At5g07050. Lineage: Eukaryota; Viridiplantae; Streptophyta; Magnoliopsida; Rosales; Rosaceae. Bases 263 to 811 code for a protein of 182 amino acids. The record is from RefSeq and is a predicted model, not a curated record. The transcript is spliced from 5 exons. Gene Ontology annotation, molecular function: transmembrane transporter activity. Gene Ontology annotation, cellular component: plasma membrane.
GCGACUACAACAGCAAUCCUAAUCUGCAAUCUGCAAUAUAUGUGUUUACAUGUGCUUAUUCUGAGAUAGUUUAUAGUACUCAUUUUGUGUAACUUCUAACAGUUAUGUCCUUGUGGUUUAUGGACAUGCUUUUGGAACUCUAGCAACUGCUCUUUUUGCAUUUCUCUUUGAGAGGAAAAAUGAGAGCAAAAUCAAUGUUCAGAUCUUGCGAAAUGUCUUUUUCUUAGGUCUGCUGAGAGUGUUAGGAAGUACACUGUACUACAUGGGAUUGGAAUACACUUCACCAGCUUUUGCAUCUGCCAUGUCCAACAUGAUUCCAUCGAUUACCUUCAUCUUAGCUGUUUUGUGCAGGAUGGAACAGUUUGAUAUUUCCAAGCCUGGUACCCAAGCCAAGAUUGGAGGAACUCUUGCUGCCUUUGCUGGUGCAACACUCAUGACCCUCUACAAGGGCGUUGCAGUAAUUACAAUGCACACCAAAAGCUCCUAUCAAACUGCAGGUACCUCAAAAUCAUCUACACACGCAGAAUGGAUCAAGGGCUCCCUUGUCCUUAUUGUUUCAUAUAGUUCAGUUGCAGCAUCCUAUAUCUUACAGACAUCAACAAUUAAAAUGUAUCCAGCACCAAUCACUCUUACAUCAUUGACCUGCUUAUCUGGGACACUGCUCUCAACAAUCAUGGCAGCAAUUCUAGAUCACAAAGCAUCUUCUUGGAAGUUAUCAUGGAACACACUUCUUGCUCCUAUGUAUAGUGUAAGAACUCAAUCACACGUCUUCAACUGUCUAUGGCCUAUGAUGUUUGUUUAUGAAAAGUAA